AUCGACGUGGAGACGAUCGCGAGCUCGUACGCCCCCCCCGCGGCGAUCGCGCGCUUACUCUUCAUCGCGGAGAAGACCACAUCGGACGCGACGCGGCUCGAGUCGCUCAAGCUCGCGAUUAAUCUCCUCAAGACGAAGACGUCCGACACCGCGACGUACGCGCGCGUCGUCGAGCGCGUUGACGGCCGCCUCGGCGACGACUACGCGCUGGACAAGGGUUGGAUCGAGGAGACGGACAAGGCGUCGGCGAAUCGCCAGGCGGUCCUCGAGCGAGAGCUCAGCGCGUACAAGACGAACUCGAUCAAGGAGAGCGUGCGCAUGGGCCACAACGAUCUGGGCGACUUUCAUCACUCGAGGGGCGCGCUCGCGGCGGCGUUCAAGUGCUACGUCCGCGCGAGAGAUUACUGCACCACCCCGCGGCACGUCGUCGGGAUGUGCCUGAACGUCGUGCGCGUGUCGAUCGAGAGCGAAAACUUCGCGCACGUGGGCAACUACGUCCAGAAGGCGCUGGCGACGGCGCCGGACGUGGGGAAGGAGGAGCCGACGGUCUUCGCGAAGCUUCAGGUGGCGUCCGCGCUCGCGUAUCUGGAUCAGAAGAAGUACAAAGACGCGGCGACGAAGUUCACCGAGCUCGGGAUGGAGCUCGAGGAGGAGUACAACGAGGUGGUCACCGCCGGGGACGUCGCGACGUACGGCGCGCUGUGCGCGUUGGCGAGCUUCGAUCGAAAAGAGCUCAAAGAAAAAGUGAUGGACUCGGUGACGUUCCGCGCGAUGAUGGAGAGCGCGCCGGCGAUGCGCGAUCUCGUGAACGACUUCCACGGGAGCAAGUACAAGAAGCUGUUCGACGGCAUAGACGACGCGAAACCGGUGUUGGAGCUCGACCUGCACCUCCACGACCACGUGGAGUCUCUCUACGCGGCUAUACGAAAAAGAGCGCUCGUGCAAUACUGCAUCCCGUAUUCCGUCGUGGACUUGAACCGCAUGGGCGAGGCGUUCCGGACGCGCGCGUCGCCCGAGCUCGAGCGCGAGCUCGCGGGGUUGAUCGCCGAGCGCGAGAUCGCCGCGCGGAUCGACGCGCAGGCUGGGACGAUGGAGAAGCGCGCGAGCGCGAGUCGAGAGAGCGCGUUUAAAGCCGCGCUCGGCGCGGGGAAGGAGUACCGCCGCUCCACCGCGGCGAUGCUCGUGAGGGCGUCGAUCGUGAAGCAC
This is a messenger RNA of Micromonas pusilla CCMP1545, 1206 nucleotides long. RefSeq lists its product as uncharacterized. The transcript is spliced from 3 exons. Gene Ontology annotation, cellular component: COP9 signalosome. Lineage: Eukaryota; Viridiplantae; Chlorophyta; Mamiellophyceae; Mamiellales; Mamiellaceae. Gene Ontology annotation, molecular function: protein binding. The record is from RefSeq and is a predicted model, not a curated record. The annotation marks the transcript as partial.